Messenger RNA from Coffea arabica (coffee), 735 nucleotides. RefSeq lists its product as uncharacterized. The record is from RefSeq and is a predicted model, not a curated record. NCBI's taxonomy places the organism in Eukaryota, Viridiplantae, Streptophyta, Magnoliopsida, Gentianales, Rubiaceae. Gene Ontology annotation, molecular function: nucleic acid binding; RNA-DNA hybrid ribonuclease activity.
AUGCUAAAAGCAGUUUGCAAGCUUGUUGCCUCAAGCUUUAAGGACUGGUUUGACUGCUUUUUGAAGCUUAGAGGCAAAAAAACAACAGCUCUCAUUGCGGUGAUCAUGUGGAUGAUUUGGAGAUGCCGGAACCAAAAAAUAUUUGAAGAUAAGGAUGGAGUUGCAAAACAAGUGGGUGAAUUUGCCAAGGCCUUCUUACAUGAGUUUUGGAAUAUCCACAAUACGAAGGGGACACGAAGGAGUAUAGAAUACCACAAAUGGGUAGCACCUGCGGAGCACCUUCUGAAACUUAAUGUGGAUGGCGCUUUUUCUGAAGCUGCAGCUGGAGUUGGAGUGGUGGUAAGGAAUCACCUGGGCCAAGUGGAGGCUAUACUGGCAACACGAGUGACUACUGCUCUAAAUGCAGAACAUGUGGAAUGUUUGGCAUUUCUUAGUGCUUUGGAGUUUGCCAGAGAUUUUGGAAUAACACAUUUCUUGCUGGAAGGGGAUGCUUUGAAUAUUGUAGAGAGGAUUAAUAGCAAUGAGCCAGAUCUGUCAUUGAUAGGUAACAUAGUUCACGGAAUAAGAUCACUACUGGCUACUUUUGAUUUUGUAAAGGUUAAUUAUGUGAGGAGGACCAACAAUGUUCCUGCCCACAUCGUGUCUAAAAUGUCUCUGUCUCUUGAGGGAAGUCGAGUGUGGUUUGUGGACUUCCCCAAGGCUGUUACUGAUGCUGCUCUUCAAGAUUUGACAUGA